Messenger RNA from Coffea arabica (coffee), 2484 nucleotides. RefSeq lists its product as uncharacterized. Gene Ontology annotation, molecular function: aspartic-type endopeptidase activity. The record is from RefSeq and is a predicted model, not a curated record. Gene Ontology annotation, biological process: proteolysis. Lineage: Eukaryota; Viridiplantae; Streptophyta; Magnoliopsida; Gentianales; Rubiaceae.
AUGGCAGAGAGCACAAGAUUUCGCACCAUCGAAGAGCAAGUCAGGAAACAAGAAAUCAAGCUGCAGGAAGUGAUUGAAUCCCUACACACUUCCAAAUCUGAACACCAGCAAAUCAGGAAAGACUUGAAGGUGGAGCUUGAAGAGAACAACAGGCGGAUGGAAGGCCUGUUAUCAGGAUUGGAGCAGAACUUCACUCAGAUGUUUGAGCAGAAAUUCAAUGAUCUGCUACUGAAGCUGAACUCUGGCAGGGAACAAGCAAACGAGGGGAGUAGCAGAAUGAUCGACCAGCUGCCACUCCUACCAACUCCACCAGCUCAUCAGAGAUUAACCACAGACGGCGAGGCUCAGAGAUCCUUCAGGAAGGAUGGGAGUAAGUUUUACAUUCCAAAUCCUCCUAAGAUUGAUUUACAAAUGUUUGCUGGAGACAAUCCUAGAGAAUGGUUGCGUAAAUGCAACAAAUAUUUUUUGAACUAUCAAGUUCCAGAAGAACAUAAAGUAGAUGUUAUUGAAAUGUAUUUGGAAGGCAGGGCUGAUAAAUGGUUCCAGGGAGUAAAAAUUGCGAAACCUAAGAUGAGUUGGGAAGAAUUUGCGAAUCUGCUAUGCUGCAGGUUUAAUGAUAGGACCUGUCUAGAUAUAGUGGAAGAAUUUAAUAAACUACAGCAGAUAGGCAAUGUUGAAGAAUAUCAGGAGAAAUUUGAGGAAUUAAAGGCCUUGAUGAUGAUAAGAAAUCGAAGUCUGGAUGAGACUUAUUUCAUUUCUAGUUUCAUAAGUGGACUAAAGGAAGAGAUCAAACCUAUGAUCAAGAUGUUGAAACCUGCUACUCUAGCUGAAGCAUUUGAACUGUCUCAGUGGCAAGAGUAUGCAGUAAAACUGCAGAAUAAGAGUUCUAAGGAGAAUGUCAAACCACUAGGAGAAAACAGGCUUGGAUUGUCAAGAAACACCGGUACAGCAUUUGGGAUUAACUCGUAUAGGAUUCCAAACCACAGCAGCCCCAAUCAUCCUAAAUUAGCCAAUCGGCAAGAAGGCACUAAGGAUCCUAGGAGACUCUCUGCACAGGAAAUGCAGUAUAGGAGGAACAAUGGACUGUGUUUCAAAUGUGGAGAGAAGUAUGGAGUUGGCCAUCAGUGCAGGGUUGGCCAUACACACUGUAUGGUGUUAGAAGAAGAAGAGGAAACUGCAUUUGAGGAUGCCUUGGGAGAGCAGGAUGAACAUACUGGGAAUCCUGGUCAAUCCAUGGAAAUGUCUUUGCAUGCAUUAUCUGAAGCCUUAAAGAGGAAGACAAUCACACUCACAGGAAUCUUAGAUGGAGAAGAGGUGCUCAUCUUAGUAGAUACUGGAAGCUCUGACAGCUAUAUCAGCAGUGAACUGGUUAUUGGAAUGGAUGUCAAGUACAAGUGGGUGGAUCAGCCUUUCUCAGUUAUCAUGGGAAAUGAAACUACUGUCACCAGCAAUGCUAUUUGUCCUGGGGUACAGUGGAGCAUUAACCAGCACAAAUUCAAAUUCGACCUCAAGGCAAUGGAACUAGGAGGGUGGGAUAUAAUACUAGGCGUGGACUGGAUGACACACUUCAGUCCCAUCACCUUUGAUUUCCAGCAGCUCAGGAUAUCACUGCAUCAUGCAGGAGGGGAGAUUCACCUACAUGGGCAAGCAGACAAUUGUGACAUGGACCUGAUCAGGGGCAAAGAUUUGAGGACAUUCAUUGAAUACAAAAAGCAGAUGUGCAUGGCCAUGUCUUCCCAACAGCAGGAGGGAAGCAGACUGGAGUCCACCCCACAGAAAGUACAGGAACUACUGCAGGAGUAUGAAGACAUAUUCCAGACCCCCAGUUCAUUACCCCCUAGCAGAAGUGUGGACCAUGAGAUACCCCUUAAACCAGACGCUCAACCAUUCAAACUCAAACCUUACAGAUAUCCUCACUACCACAAGGAGGAAAUAGAGAGGCAGGUGACUGAAAUGCUGCAGACAGGUAUUGUAAAACACAGUAACAGUCCUUUUGCCUCCCCUGUGUUACUGGUCAAAAAGAAAGAAGGAACUUGGAGGUUCUGUGUGGACUAUAGGAAGCUGAAUGACCUCACUAUCAAAGACAGAUUUCCAAUACCCAAUGUGGAUGAAUUACUGGACGAACUGGCAGGAGCUGUGUUCAAAACUAAGCUGGAUUUGACUGCAGGUUAUCAUCAGAUCAAAGUCAAAGCUCAAGACACCUACAAGACAGCUUUCCAGACGCAUUGUGGACAUUUUGAGUUCUUGGUUAUGCCAUUUGGCCUCACAAAUGCCCCUGCAACAUUCCAAGCAUUGAUGAACCAGGUAUUCCAGCCUUAUCUGAGAAAGUUUGUCCUAGUUUUUUUUGAUGACAUACUGAUAUAUAGCCCCACACUAGAGGAUCACCUCCAUCACCUGAGAAUUGUUCUAGAUCUAUUGAAAAAUAACCAACUGUAUGUGAAGAAAUCUAAAUGUGAAUUUGCUCAGAAAAGAAUAGAUAUCUAG